Diplodia corticola is the source of this 2193-nucleotide messenger RNA. RefSeq names its product ubiquitin interaction motif protein. Bases 1 to 2193 code for a protein of 730 amino acids. The record is from RefSeq and is a predicted model, not a curated record. Lineage: Eukaryota; Fungi; Ascomycota; Dothideomycetes; Botryosphaeriales; Botryosphaeriaceae. Gene Ontology annotation, biological process: protein deubiquitination. Gene Ontology annotation, cellular component: nucleus; cytosol. The transcript has 7 exons.
AUGGCGACUCCAUCGCAAGAGGAUGUCGACAGCUUCCUCAGCUUUUGCGAAAUCGUUACCGGCAGAAGACCCGACCCAAAACUUGCCCCGCGAUAUAUCAAGGAUGCGAAUGGGGACCUGGACCGCGCCAUCGGCAACUUCGAGCAGGAUCCCAACCGUUACGCUGCCGACAAGUACGACGAAACUCUCUUCUCGCAAGACCGCGAUGGCGGCAGCAACCAGUACGCUGGUGUGCCCUCUUUUCAGAUCGACCAUCCCAACGAGUCCCUGGCUCAAUACCCUCAGAGCACCGCCGCCACCCGGCCCAACACACCGAGUAAUAGUAUGCACGACUCCGGCAUGGCAGACUCCCAUGCCUUGGAUGCAGGAGCAGGCCAAGAGACGGGCGUGGUGGGCGCAUCAGGAGUCCAGUUUGGCCCUGCGACCCGGGAGUACUACGAGCAGAACCAAUGGGCCAUGACCACCGUUUCCAGCACUGUUCCCGACCCCCCUCCCGCCCAACGCAAGAGAGAACCCGGCGAGCCAGCGUUCAUAAAGCCCCUUCCCUCUCAGGACUACCUUCCCUCAUUGCUCACCAUCCUCAACGCGAUCCCCAGGUCCCACAACGCACUCCUCAUGAAGGGGCACAGUCUGCCGCAUUAUGGCCAAGAUCCGCAGUGGUGGGCUGGAAACCCCAUCGCUGUAGCACAAACAAUCGACCUCGACGACGUACGCCAGGACGAUGCGCGCCUGGAUAUCAUUCAUGAGACGCAGCGGAUCAUGGCCUUCCUAGACUAUACUGAUCGCGCAUAUGGAAGCGUCGAACCUCUGAACAAGAUUGAAAGCGGGGAAGGCAGCUCAGGGGAUACGGAAGCCGUGAAGUUUCUGGAGGCAUGGCACGCUGCUUCCUCACACCUUGAGCCUGGCGCUGGAUACGACACACUUUUUGAGACUACUGCGCGAGAACUCCGGUCUGGAGAGGAGGUCUCGAGCGCAAGUUUCAAGUGCUUGAUGCCGAUUCUGAGUAACCGUGGUGCUGAUGUUCCCGCGUCGUUGUACGACGUUCUGGACGAGACUAUUUGGUCCAACGAUCUUGACGGCUCCAAGGAUGUACACGCGUCAAUCAGCAGCCUUGCUGAAAUAUUAGUAAUGGUCGUGAAGCAGCCGGACUCGACCGCAACGGGGCUCAACAUGACCAUACCUUCGUCCUGGUAUGUCGACAGAUACAUGUCUCAGAACGAGACAAAGGCCAAGCAGAUGAGAAGAGCCCGCGCGGAUAGGAAAAAUGAACUCGGCCAGAUCCAGGCACAGUCGAAACGAUACUCAAAUUUCCACUACAACGGCACCUCGGGGAGCUCACUGGAUCUACUGGAGGUAGCCAUGUCUGCUAUGGCCAUGCAACCUCUCAGUCCCACGGGCGAUCCCAUGCCUAACCCCAACGCUGAACGCGAUGCCAGAUUGCAUCGGAAGAUCCAGAGGGUUUACGAUAGAGUCAAGAGGAAACUUGAAGUACUCAAGACCCAGGAAGAAGAGGCGCGUAAGGCGUACGAUGAGCUUUCCAGCCUUCUCAAGGAACCGAUAGAAGGAGCAGAGGAUAACCCGACGGUCAAGUACCAGCUUUGCGGUAUCUCGUCGGAUCCUGCGGUGACGUACAUCCGAAGCCGGCGCAACCUCGACGUUGAUCAGAACAUGGGCGAAGCUGUGGCGGUGGGAGACUCAGAGACAGCACGGACUUCGACUGACUGGUGGCGGAUUCACUACGAUAGCACGGGCCAGAUAUCCAAGUCGCGCAUCUCCGAGGUUGAUGUUCUCGCGGCAGCGGCCAUGGAAAAUCGCGAGGUUCUCCUGGUCUAUGCCAGCGAGAAGGCGCUCAGCGAGCCUUUCCAAGAUGCUCCCCAGGCACUUGCUGAAUUCGUUUCCGUAGACAACAUGCUGUUCCGUGAAGAACUUACUCAGGAUGCGGAGCAACCUCCUCCCUAUGACGGCAGUGGAUCGGUAGGCGGUGGCGAGGAUGCAGAUUUUACGAGCAUGUCGGCGAAGGAAUGGUACGGAGAAGGGCAGCAGAAGCAGCCUGAAAUGGCGGAGAUGGGCGCGGGCCUCGUGGCGGAGAUGGCGGCUGGAGCAAGCAGGAGUACGGAUGCGGAUGCGGAUGCGGCCAUGCCAGAUGCGGGCGGUGCUAGCUCGCAGCACAUUGAGUUCGCCGAAGGCAAAUAA